GCUUGCUAAUCGCUGACUUAUUGAAUCAUGGAUCGCUAUUACAGUUGUAGUUUUAGUAUAGGAAGUAUGGGUUAUAUAAAAAAUAACCCGAAGACAAUGCCUUCUUAUAUACGAUGACGAGUAGGAAUAUAAUUCCUUUAGAUUGUCCAUGAUCCCGCGACGAAUACCUACCACUUUAGGUGCUAGAAUUGGCCUCGUCGCAAAUUGUCUGCCUCUACCAACCGUUGUCGCUUCUAAUUAUUUGCGAUUGCCCCCCACCCUGACGUUGAUAACCUACCGCGAUCAUAAUCCAACAAUCCCUACAGUUCGAACACAUUUCCGAGCGAGUUUUGUACGUAGCAUCCAUUUGAGCGGCGCCAACAUGUCGACUUCCCCCGCAACCCCGCCCUGCGAGUCCAGCAGCUCUGUCGCAUCUACGAGCGCCCUAGAGGAAACAACCAAGGCUCCCGAAGAGAAGAAACUGCCUCCCCUCAAAGGCGCUGAGUUCCGCGCAUACAAUUGACUAGCAGAGCACAUGGACGUAUUCCACGAACAUUUCCGUACAGCCUGGAACGCGCUCUGGGCCGCAGCCACCAGCAGCGGCGGGGGUAGUAGCAAAGGCAAGGGAUUAUCGCGGGGCGGGCGGGGCGUAAUAAGCGACGGUCUCGCAUUCGUAGCGCAACUCGAAAUACACCACAGCAUCGAGGAAACAUACAUCUUCCCCAUCCUAGCGAAGCGCAUGCCGGAGUUUCGCAGCGACGGGAAGGGUGCUAAGGCGGCGGAGUUGCUAAGGCAGCAUAAGGAUAUACAUGUUGGUAUGGAAGGGAUGGAGACGUACCUACGCGCGUGUCGGGAUGGGGAUCGUGAGUUGGAUAUGCCGACGCUGAAGGCGCAGAUGGAGAGUUGGGGCGCGGUGUUGUGGAAACAUCUUGAUCAGGAGGUGCAGACGCUUGGCGCGGAGAAUAUGAGGAAGUAUUGGACUGUUGAGGAGAUUCGGAGGAUACCUAUGUAGAUUGUGUGAGGAUGUUAGGAGGUGGGUUAGUAGACUGGUUCAUCAUGAUAUGUGGGUGGACAUAUCACGGCGUAUUAGGGCAAGUCGAAGAGAUUUGGACAUAUGAUACCAAACCGAAAUUAUAAGACUUGUUGGAUAGUUGCUGGGAGCUUGAAGGUAUGAAAUUAAGAUAUUUUAUGAUUGACAUACAAUAGAGAAGAUGAAUUAGAAUGAUAAAUGGGUUGUGAACGAGAAUUAAAAUGAAUGCCUGGGUGAGACACGGGAUAUCGCCAUUUUAGCCGUAAAUUUGUCAUAUAACCAGCCAACUAUCAUACUCUUAUAAAUCGUGCCCGAAAAACUUAAGCUGGUUUGGUUCUGGGAAUAAAUAAACUAUAUUUAAGUCCGGCAAACCUUUUAUUACUUUAAAUACGAAACUUCUGCGCCUGUGUAGAGAUCUGAG
Molecule: messenger RNA, 1430 nt
Organism: Hypoxylon trugodes
Lineage: Eukaryota; Fungi; Ascomycota; Sordariomycetes; Xylariales; Hypoxylaceae
Exons: 1
Coding region: 515-991 (158 amino acids)
Source: RefSeq, a predicted model, not a curated record